UUCCUCCUUUCUGUUAUGGUUCAAUUUUCAAUCAGAGUACAUCAGCUUUUAUCGUUAUCAUGUCAUUCGAAAAGUUGCGAUGUGUCAAUUCGGUACUUCGGACGAAAGUUUUCAAAACCAUUACCUAGCAGGAAGAUGAACCACCUAACCAGACUUUUAAAGACAUUUCAAGUUUUGCCUUCAAAGAUAAUAGUAACUGUCCCAUGUUACAAUGUUUUGUCGAGAGGAUUUACCUCCCUUCUUAGUAGUUCAAAAGCAGCUGUACCAGUGAGUUCAUUGUUAGAUAUUAAACCACUUGAAGUUCAACAGCACCGUAAUUACAAGAUGCGUCAUAUUUUGAAGAAAAGAUGUCGGGGAUGUUAUUUUGAGCGUCGAGAAGGAAGGUUAUUUGUUGAAUGCACAUUAAGACGGAGACAUAAACAAAUGCAGUUUGUUAAAGGUUAUGGAAUACCUAAAGAUGACUAUUGUAAAGGGAACUGGAGGAAGGCAGUGCACUGGGCUUAUAGAACAGAUGGAAAGCUAUAUAAGUGGGGUGACAAUUCACAAUUUUCCAAGUAUCCCUGGCUGAAAGACAGAUUAGGGCAUGAAAUUUGAUUGGGAGAGAAAACUCUAGUUAUAAAGUUAUUACUAAGUUUGUGUUAGUUUCUGAAACAUGUACAGACAAAAACUAAAACAUGACUGUUUAGCAUUUAUGCAAAGGCUAUCAUUCUUUGGAAUAUUGAUUCUCUAAUUCAAAGGAGUUACAAAUUACAUACAACACAAAAGUGAAACUAACUGGAAAUAAAUUUUUUGAUGCAAGUUAAGUUUUGUGAA
This is a messenger RNA of Ruditapes philippinarum (Manila clam), 813 nucleotides long. RefSeq lists its product as uncharacterized. Gene Ontology annotation, molecular function: structural constituent of ribosome. The coding region runs from base 16 to 594 and encodes 192 amino acids. Lineage: Eukaryota; Metazoa; Mollusca; Bivalvia; Venerida; Veneridae. The transcript is spliced from 2 exons. Gene Ontology annotation, biological process: translation; ribosome biogenesis. Gene Ontology annotation, cellular component: mitochondrial large ribosomal subunit; ribosome. The record is from RefSeq and is a predicted model, not a curated record.